Molecule: messenger RNA, 1174 nt
Organism: Anoplophora glabripennis (Asian longhorned beetle)
Lineage: Eukaryota; Metazoa; Arthropoda; Insecta; Coleoptera; Cerambycidae
Product: zinc finger Y-chromosomal protein 1-like
Exons: 2
Coding region: 11-1162 (383 amino acids)
Biological process (GO): regulation of transcription by RNA polymerase II
Cellular component (GO): nucleus
Molecular function (GO): DNA-binding transcription factor activity, RNA polymerase II-specific; RNA polymerase II transcription regulatory region sequence-specific DNA binding
Source: RefSeq, a predicted model, not a curated record
UAUUAACGAGAUGGAAAUGUCGAUUAAAUCUGAAAGUGUGGACACAAAAUCUGAAGAUGAGGAAAGAAGUGACAGGCUACUGCAGAGCUCUGAUAAUGAACCAUUCGAGAAGAGUGACUGUAGAGAUGCAGAAGAAGAUGGAUGUAAACACGAGAACAAAUCUGGGAUCAAAUAUAAGAUGAAAACCAAGCAGGAGCGCAAUGUACUAUACAGAUGUGAUAAAUGUAUUUACGAAACUGGGAGUGAGAUCCAUUUUAAAGCACACUAUGUGAGACACGUGAAAGAUUUGAAAGUGUACAAGUGCGAAAGGUGCGAGUAUGAAACUAAAAAUAAGAAAUUACUUCCAAAGCAUCAGUUGAGGCAUAAAGAUACUUCACAGGUCCCGAUCUACAGGUGUAACGACUGCAAUUUUAAAACUAAAUGCCUCGGUGAUAUCAAACGACACCAACUGAAACAUAAAGAUUCACCGCAGGUUCUAAUGUACAGGUGUAACAACUGCGAUUACAAAGCUAAAUACAAAAUAGCUAUCAAACAGCACCAACUGAAACAUAAAGAUCCUUCACGGGUUCAAAUGCACAAGUGUAACAAUUGCGAUUACGAAGCUAAAUAUAAAAUAGCUAUUAAACGGCACCAAUUGAAACAUAAAGAUCCUUCACACAUUCAAAUGUAUAAGUGUAACGUCUGCGAUUACAAAGCUAAAUAUAAAAUAGCUAUUAAACGGCACCAACUGAAACAUAAAGAUCCUUCACAGGUUCAAAUGUACAAGUGUAACGACUGCGAUUACGAAGCUAAAUAUAAAAUAGCUAUUAAACGGCACCAACUUAAACAUAAACAUCAUUCACAGGUUCAAAUGUACAAGUGUAACGACUGCGAUUACGAAGCUAAAUAUAAAAUAGCUAUUAAACGGCACCAACUGAAACAUAAACAUCAUUCACAGGUUCAAAUGUAUAGGCGUAACCACUGCGAUCACAAAACUAAAUACAAGAAGACUAUCAAACGACACCAACUGAAAUAUAAAGAUCCUUCACGGGUUUACAUGUAUAGGUGUAAUGACUGUAGUUACAAAACUUUAUACAGUAGUUAUAUGAAAAAGCACCAGCUGAAACAUAAAGAUCCUUCGCAUGUUCAAAUGUACAGGUGUAACGGCGGCAAUUGUGCUUAGAAAAAUAUUUUU